UAUAUGUGUAUCAAUCUGGAUGCUUCAUGAACAAAAUGGCAGAAAGAUCCAGUGGAAAAACCCAGAUGGAAAGCACUAGAAACAUUUGGUUUCUCUCCUAUUUAAUCAACUGCUUGACAGAAUUCCCUCCAAUAUUGUCAACCACCAUCAACUGCCCCAGGGCACAUAAGCAGAGCAAGCAGCAGAGUCACAGCCAUUUUGAAUCUCUUAUCUCUCUUCUAUGGUAAUGUUACCCGCUCUAUCUUUAUCACUCUCCCACCUUCCCCUCUGCAAAUCUCAGGACCUUUCAAAGGAUACCCACCCUCCCAGAGGCAGCAACAGAGAGAACCCAUGUCAGAGAACGCCGUCAGACCUCAGAAUCAGCAGACGAAAGGUGCUGAAUUCGACCAGUUUAGGCCUUAUCGGAGGAGGUGCGGCUGCUCGGCCAGCAAGAGCGCAACCAGAGAGCCCGGUUGAAGCCACUUCAAGCAGAAUGUCAUACUCAAGGCUCUUGCAGUACCUGGAUGAGGAUGCUGUGAAGAAGGUAGACUUGUUUGAGAAUGGAACAGUGGCCAUAGCUGAAAUAUUUAAUCCCACAUUGAACAAAAUCCAGAGGGUUAAAGUACAGUUGCCAGGGCCGCCACAAGAGCUUCUGAGGAAGCUCAAAGAAAAGAACGUUGAUUUUGCAGCUCAUUCCAUGGAAAUCAACAUGGUUGGCGCAGUACUGGACUUGCUGGGGAAUUUGGCUUUUCCAUUGAUAUUGCUGGGGAGUUUACUUUUGAGUACUUCUUCUGCAAAUAAUCCUGGAGGCCCAAACUUGCCUUUUGGACUUGGAAGGAGCAAGGCAAAAUUUCAGAUGGAACCCAACACUGGAGUAACAUUUGAUGAUGUGGCUGGAGUGGAUGAAGCAAAGCAAGACUUUCAAGAGAUUGUCGAUUUCCUAAAGACCCCAGAGAAGUUCGCUGCAGUAGGGGCAAAGAUUCCCAAAGGAGUACUAUUAGUAGGUCCCCCAGGUACCGGGAAGACAUUGCUUGCUAAGGCCAUUGCUAGAGAAGCAGGGGUCCCUUUCUUUUCAUUCUCUGGGUCAGAGUUCAUUGAGAUGUUUGUAGGCGUGGGGGCUUCAAGAGUGAGGGACCUAUUCAACAAGGCGAAGAUGAAUUCGCCUUGCUUGGUUUUCAUUGAUGAGAUAGACACUGUUGGGAGGCAAAGAGGAACCGGCAUUGGUGGAGGAAAUGAUGAAAGGGAGCAAACAUUGAACCAGCUGCUGACUGAAAUGGAUGGAUUUAGUGGAAACAGUGGGGUCAUUGUCAUUGCUGCGACCAAUAGACCCGAAAUUCUUGAUCAAGCUUUGCUUAGGCCUGGAAGGUUUGACAGGCAGGUUACUGUUGGGUUACCUGAUGUAAGAGGAAGAGAAGAGAUACUGAAGGUACAUAGCAACAACAAGAAGGUUGACAAUGAUGUCUCUCUCUGUGUCAUUGCCAUGCGAACCACGGGGUUCAGUGGCGCAGAUCUGGCAAACCUUAUGAAUGAGGCUGCCAUUCUUGCUGGUCGACGAGGCAAAGAUAAGAUUACAUCAAAAGAGAUCGAUGACUCAAUUGAUCGGAUAGUGGCAGGGAUGGAGGGGACCAAGAUGACAGAAGGGAAGAACAAGAUUUUAGUGGCUUAUCAUGAAAUAGGGCAUGCCAUUUGUGCAACAUUGGCUCCAGGCCAUGAUCCAGUACAGAAAGUCACCCUGAUUCCGCGAGGCCAAGCUUGAGGGCUUACAUGGUUCAUGCCUGGAGAAGAUCCAUCUCUUAUCUCCAAGCAGCAACUAUUUGCCAGAGUAGUUGGAGGUCUCGGAGGACGAGCAGCUAAGGAAAUAAUUUUUGGUGAACCAGAGAUCACAACUGGAGCAGCAGGGGACUUGCAACAAAUCACUCAGAUAGCAAGACAGAUGGUAACAAUGUUUGGAAUGUCUGAGAUUGGCCCCUGGGCAUUGACUGAUCCAGGAGUGCAGAGCAAUGAUGUGGUGCUGAGGAUGCUUGCAAGAAACUCUAUGUCCGAAAAACUGGCAGAAGACAUUGAUACGUCAGUGCGCCAUAUUAUUGACAGAGCAUAUGAAAUUGCCAAGACUCAUAUAAGGAACAACAGGGAGGCAAUGGAUAAACUGGUGGAGGUGCUAAUAGAGAAGGAAACUCUCACUGGGGAUGAAUUUAGAGCUAUACUCUCGGAAUUUACUGACAUCCCUCCAGAAAAUGUAAACCAGAAACCAAUCAAAGAGCUGAUUGAAGCGUAAAGUAACCUUUUCCAGUGUAUAGUCAGAGAGAAAGAGUUAGACGGUGUAGGCAUAUAUACAGUACAUUAACCUAGUAUAAAUGGAAAUCUUGGAGUAGUGUUGUGUAGGGGGUAGACAUAAUAUACAGUAUAUUAACCUAGCAUAUAUAAAUGGGAAACAUGUUCUGUAAUUUUUGAGUAUUUCAGCUAGCUUUCAUUGAGGUAAACAAUUAGUCA
Molecule: messenger RNA, 2469 nt
Organism: Diospyros lotus (date-plum)
Lineage: Eukaryota; Viridiplantae; Streptophyta; Magnoliopsida; Ericales; Ebenaceae
Product: ATP-dependent zinc metalloprotease FTSH 6, chloroplastic
Exons: 5
Biological process (GO): proteolysis
Cellular component (GO): chloroplast thylakoid; membrane
Molecular function (GO): ATP binding; ATP-dependent peptidase activity; metalloendopeptidase activity
Source: RefSeq, a predicted model, not a curated record